Prosopis cineraria is the source of this 786-nucleotide messenger RNA. RefSeq names its product basic leucine zipper 43-like. Gene Ontology annotation, biological process: regulation of DNA-templated transcription. The transcript is spliced from 2 exons. NCBI's taxonomy places the organism in Eukaryota, Viridiplantae, Streptophyta, Magnoliopsida, Fabales, Fabaceae. Gene Ontology annotation, molecular function: DNA-binding transcription factor activity. The record is from RefSeq and is a predicted model, not a curated record. The coding region runs from base 99 to 653 and encodes 184 amino acids.
GGAAUUUUACCCUGAAACUUACUUCUCUGAUUAAUCUAAAAGACCUCAGGUCAUUCAUUCCUAUUCUCUCUCUCACAUCCACCUUGAAAUUUUGGGACAUGGAGGGCCAUGAUGCUGAGAAACUCUAUGGAGUGCCUAAUUCCAGCUCAACCCAGCAUCCCCAAUUUCCAUCUGCAACUGAGAAACCUGUUCUCAACAUGGAAACAGUGGAAGAGUACCAUGUCUUUGCUCAUUUGGAUCCAUUUCAAAGCUCACAUUGCAUUCCACUUUAUUACUCACAAGUUCACCUUCCCAAUAGUCUGACUCAAAUCCCGCGCCAUAAAUCCUCUCCAAAUGCAUCCCUUCACAGCAGCAACAAUGAAGCAAAAGCUAUCGUUGAUGACCAGAAGAGAAGAAGAAUGCUUUCUAACAGAGAAUCUGCACGCAAAUCUCGAAUGCGGAAGAAGCAACAAAUAGAAGCCCUUCAGUGUCGCGUAAAUGAUUUGCAAGCAAUGAAUGAUCAACUAUCUCGAAAAAUCAUCAGUUUGCUGGAAUGUAAUCAGGAAAUGCUUCAACAGAAUGUUCAGCUUAAAGAGAAGGUUUCCUCUCUCCAAGAAGCUCUCUCAGACUUGUUAAUCCCCAAUGGCCCCACAGCAGAGCCUUCACAAGCAUAAUGCUUUUGACAUCUAUUAAGGUUCAUCAAGUGUCUGCUCCUCAAAAUAGUUUGAUUUCGCUCUUCGAAAACAUUCAGUUAGUAGAAAUCGAAUCAAGUCCCCCCCCCUACUUUGUCAAAACAUAUCAGUCAUU